AUGGUGAGUGCUGAUAAAGUGAGAGAACAACAAGUUUACGACCAGUUGAAGAGUCGCCAUAUUGGGCUAGGAGAUUCAAACACUACAAAACAUGAAUGGAUGACAAAUGUUCAUAGAGAUUCAUAUGCUUCAGUUGUUGGUCAUCCUGCGCUAUUGGAAUAUCUAGCCAUUGCUCACGAUAAGCCAAAGGUCCAAUUAAAAGAGGAACUGAUUAUGAAAAUGGUCAAGCCAUGUGCACCAAUUACAAAAUCUGAGCAAUGA
Molecule: messenger RNA, 261 nt
Organism: Hansenula anomala
Lineage: Eukaryota; Fungi; Ascomycota; Saccharomycetes; Phaffomycetales; Wickerhamomycetaceae
Gene: YSF3
Product: U2 snRNP complex subunit YSF3
Exons: 2
Coding region: 1-261 (86 amino acids)
Biological process (GO): mRNA splicing, via spliceosome
Cellular component (GO): U2 snRNP; precatalytic spliceosome
Source: RefSeq, a predicted model, not a curated record